AUGUCAUGUGCUACACCAGUGUUAAUUUGUAAAACGGUUCAAAAAGCGAUUUUUUAAUACGUGACUUUGUUUACUCAAGGUUAUGCAGUUUUUUUUAAUAGAGACUUUACAAUCGUGUUCAUUUUGUGAUCACCAAUGCAGUCUAGUCGCACACAAAAAAAACAGGACAGUGAGGGUGGAAAAUUGAUUUUCCCUUAGUAUUACAUGGUAUCACAGUCAGUCGUAGUUGUGCACUCAUUUGUAAGUUAUCGCAAAUAGGCAACUAGCAUUUUUAUUUUUAUAGGCUUUUCGCUUCUUCAAUUUACAAAAUUAAUUUACUACAGUUCGUGAAUUAGUUGGGUGGUGCUAAGUUGCCAAGUGACGCUCCGAAACACAAAGCAGCCCUUAAAAUACCGUGACCGUGCAGUUUGAGCUAAUUUGGCAGCGUGUUCUGACUCCAAAGUGCUUUUGUACCUGUGUCGGUCUUAUGCAGUCAUAUGUGCCAAUGCAUAAUAUGCAUUUUUACCAUGUUAUUGAUAGUGCUGUAGUGUAAGCCAGUGUUUGAGGACAACCAAACAAAAAAUUGCGAAAUGUAAUUUUUGCUAAAUUUUUGUAAAGUAGCAAUGGUAUUAAGCCGUUGUUAUAAAAUGUUUGUAAAUAUUGUGUUGCUCACACGAAUAUUUUUUUGAAUAAUGUUUUUUUUUUAUACAUAAUACAUAAUAAAGGCAUAUGACUUACAUACAUACAUAUAUGAAUGUAAACUGUUCCACUUCGCACCGUAGUAUAUUAUGUGGUUUAAUUUCAUUGGUGCGCCGGUUCGCAUGUUAAUUUUUUUAUUUGCUUCAUUUAUUUGGUGCUUGGCACCAUUUUGUUAUAAUUUUUCCCUAUUUGAGUUAUACUCAAGUUUUGUGCUUACUAUUUAAAAUUUAAUAGCAUAUAUAGCUAAAAGAUAUUGUUCUAUAUCGUUGUAUAUUUAUAGCUUCUGUUGCAUUUUUUGUAUUAAAACAUAGGGCACCUAUAUGUUUUAUAAAAAUUAUAUAUACAUAUGUAUGUAUUAUAUGUUUGUCUUGUAAAGGUAUGGGUGGUUGUAUUAGCAUAUACAAAUAAAAAUAGUUCACAGCACCCAAAUUUCAAACAAGUUUACCAGGUGUUUAAAUUUCCAGAAAUACAUUCAGUUCACAAAUAUACAUUUGCACUCGAUUCAUUAUUUCAACUUAACCACUUCAACAAUAACAACAAGAAUAACAACUCACUCUUGAUGCAUUCUCUUUUUCUAUGAAUUAGUUUUUGCCUCUCUUUAUUGCCCGCUAAAGUAAACAUCUAGCACACUAUAACUAUUUUAUAGCACUUGAUUCCUUUGGACAACAGAAUUUUAAAUGUCACAACAUUUGAAAAAGAAUUCGCCUACCAGCCGAAAUCGUAAGCAACAACAACAACAACAGCAAACACAAAAUGCAGACAGUGUAAAGCAAAAAACAAAUGCCUCAGGCAACCAGUUAACUGCCAAUAGAAAGUCAAAUGGCGGUGUACCCUGGUCCAGUAACAGCGCCUCCACGCCUAGUGGUAGCAUCACGUCAUCCGUGUCGGCACCCGCGCUUAUGCGCAAAAAAUCGCAAACGAAAUUGCAAAAGGAGAAGGAACGCGCGGAGCGUGAGACGCUAGUGCUGUGGCGGCGACCGGUGCAAACUGUGCGGUAUUGUGGCCUGGAGAUAGUGACCUUAGCGCAGACUUCGUGCAAACGUUUACUCCAGCAACGUGGUUUGCUUGCGGCACUGGUAGUUUUAGGUACUAUCUUAAGUUUUUUCUAUUAUUUACCGGGUCCACAUCAGCUGGUAUUGGAUGUGGUACGCCGCAACACUUGGUUCUUCAUCUACUGGACCGGUUUGGGUGUACUCUCCUCUGUAGGUCUGGGCACAGGUUUGCAUACGUUUUUGUUGUAUUUGGGACCACAUAUAGCUAGUGUUACGCUAGCUGCAUACGAAUGCAACUCGUUGAAUUUUCCGCGACCACCAUAUCCCGAUGAUAUUAUCUGCCCGGAUGAGCCAUAUGCAAAGAAAGUGCCAAAUCUAUGGAUGAUUAUGAGUAAAGUACGCAUGGAAGCGUUUCUGUGGGGUGCCGGCACUGCUUUAGGCGAACUGCCACCUUAUUUCAUGGCAAAGGCUGCACGCCUGUCUGGCUAUGAUCCCGACGAUGCCGAGGAGUUGGCUGAAUUCGAGGCUUUGAAGGCCAAACGUAAUCAAAAGAAUUUGAGCUUAAUGGAUAAGGGCAAAUUAUUUAUGGAACGCGUUGUGGAACGUGUUGGCUUCUUGGGCAUUUUGGCAUGUGCAAGUAUUCCCAAUCCGCUAUUUGACUUGGCCGGCAUUACAUGUGGCCACUUUUUGGUGCCAUUCUGGACUUUCUUCGGUGCUACGCUCAUUGGCAAGGCCAUUAUCAAAAUGCACAUACAAAAAGUAUUCGUAAUCAUUGCUUUCAAUGAAGUGCUUAUUGAACGUGCAGUCGAUUUGCUGGGCAAACUGCCCAUAUUGGGUAAAAAACUGCAGGAGCCGUUUAAGGGCUUCCUUAACAAUCAGAAGAAACAUUUGCAUCGUGAACGUCAACCGGCGGCCGAGUCGGGUAACUUGCUGUCAAAGGUGUUUGAAACGUUCGUCAUCUGCAUGGUUUGCUACUUCAUAAUUUCGAUUGUUAACUCAUUGGCGCAAAGUUACCACAAGCGUUUGCAUAAGAAGCAUGUGAAAAAAGUGAAGAAACCGAUAGCAAAGGAUUAGGUGGUAGUGCAGUAGUUGAAAAAACAGAGUGCAGUUUGGGGGGUGGUAGUUAUAGUUUUGUUUAGAAGAGCGUGGAAAGCGUAAAAAGAGAAGCCGUAGUGAAUAUGAUUGAACUAUUUUGGCAUUGCGUUGGAAGCGCUGAAAGCGUUGAGUGUGGUGCGAAAACUUGCAUUAACAAUAUUCUAUACAAAUUUACUAUAUGCCCACUAAUGUUGUGUUUAGCAAAAUUCCUAAUUAGGAUAAGAUGAGCAAUCGUCGUUAUGAAUUGAAUUAUACAAAAAAAUAUAAGACAUCAUCAACGUAAAUGACUGACAACCAAAAAGUUCAAGGUGGUGCCGUUGAUGAUUGAGUUAAUUAUUUUUUUUUAUGUAAUGCUGUUUAACGGUAAAUUCUACAAUGAGGUUUAAGUUUAUCGCAAUAACCGCAGAAUUUCAGAAUUUAUGCAGCCUUAUGCUAAUUGAGUCAUAAGCAGCUAGUCCUAAUUUUUAUGUGUGUGUGUACAAAAAUAUAGGAAAAGUACGUCUCAUGAUGAAAUUCAAUUAAUUUCACAUCAAAUUACACAUGCAUAUAUGUAUGCAUAAGUUAUGAGUGUGUAUUGUGUGCAUUUAUUUUAGUGUAAAUGAAAUUUAUUUUCGUGUACUAAAUAUGUAUAGCGGAGCAAGGACAAAUAGAAAGUAGUAUAGAAAAGCAAGUUGUAUGAAGAAAUACAAGAAGAGAGUAAAUGAAAAUUACAGUUAUAUGUAGUCGCGUUGCAGUUGUAUUCUAGCAUUAGUUGCGUGAUAAAUUUUUAAUUAAUAAAAACUAAAUUAAAGUAAUACUAAGCGUUAAGUAAAGUAUUCGGCCAAAAUGCAAAUGGAGGAACAACAAGCAUAAAAUAUUAUAAAAAUAUAGUAAAAAUAUAAACUUAAUAAAAAUCUAUAAUGAUAAGCUUAAAACCAUACAUAGAAGCAAACAUGAAAAGACAUUUGUAAAAAAACAGGUUAAAAACAGGAUUUCUAAAUAGAGCUCGUUGUGCGCCAAUAAUGGCUUUACCAAAAAUUGUAUGAAUAAAAAAUUAACAAUACAAAAUA
Bactrocera oleae (olive fruit fly) is the source of this 3814-nucleotide messenger RNA. The record is from RefSeq and is a predicted model, not a curated record. NCBI's taxonomy places the organism in Eukaryota, Metazoa, Arthropoda, Insecta, Diptera, Tephritidae.